Molecule: messenger RNA, 2682 nt
Organism: Pundamilia nyererei
Lineage: Eukaryota; Metazoa; Chordata; Actinopteri; Cichliformes; Cichlidae
Gene: dthd1
Product: death domain containing 1
Exons: 11
Coding region: 1-2658 (885 amino acids)
Source: RefSeq, a predicted model, not a curated record
AUGCUCACUGCCAAGGACACAGCAACCCAGCAGGGCUUCGGCUUCGAACAUAAAAGGAGCGUGGAUACGAAUCUGCAUGCAGACAAACUCAUGGAAGGACAAAAGCCUCCUGACUGCACAAGCGAGGACAGACUCCUCAUUGCAUUGGCUGAAACUGUUCAGGAGCUUGAAGGUGUCCAAUGCUGCGGAGAUCAUCUCGAUACAGCAAUGGGUGGGAGGAUGGAAGAAGGAGAAGAUGAGAGGGAGGAUGAAAGAAGACGAAGGAGUAAAGAGCAGCAGGAGGGAGACUGCAAAAAGAGAGCUCUGGGAGUGCUGAGGGAAGAUACAGGAUGCAGGCCCUGUUUGGGCUCCGUCAGUGACAUUUUCCUGAGUGUUGGAGAGGACGUAGAGAAGAUCAUCGACAAAAUAAGCUCCAUCAUUAUCAAGCUGGAUGCAGCGAUUCAGCAGUUAUCUGUAGAUAAGACCUCGAUCGCGGGUGAAGCGCGUCGAGAAUCCAGAGACACAGACACUUCGGCGCAACCUGAAGACGUUAAGAAUCACCUAAACUCCCCCGAUCGGCUCGAGUCUGACUCAGGUCACGAACGGGUGAUUGAGGACGGAGCUGAUCGAAGGCGUACAGAGACAUCGGCAGACACUGAACAAGCACUGGACUCAUUCGGUGGUUCUAAUUGUGACAACGGGGCAGAAUCACAUGUCAAAGGUCAAGCAAGAGACGUUCUGGAGGAAUCUGUUAACUCUGAGACUGAGUUACUAGAGGAGACUGAAAAGGAAGAUGAGAGCGCAAAGAGAAAAAGAAAAUGGAUUACUGUAGGGCUCACUGCUCAGCUGGAGGGCAGCCAUUCUGAUGUACCGGACGCGUGCUUUAUCAGAGCGCCUGCAGGUGCAGCUGAAGUCCUGAGGUGUGAAGUGGCUGAUGCCCUGAGCUGCCUGAUAGUGACUGGCUCAGAGGAGUUGCUUAGCAGAGUGAUCCGGGUCAAAGUUGAACAUGGAGCAGCCUUUAAUUUCCCCCUUACUGUGGUUGUGCCUUUCCAAGCACGCCAUCGCAGCAGCUACAGAGAUGUCGCUGUGAAGAUAAUAGAUGAGGACAAGAGGGUCAGCUACAUCGCUCCCAUAGCAACAGAGGGCAUGUAUGGAGGACAGAAGGGCUCAUUUGCAGAGGUGAAGGUGUACUCUGUGGGUCUUUUUGCAGUGGUUUCCUGCUUAAAACUAGAAAACUACACCAUUCCCAGGAAGGGGUUGUCACUAAAACUCCCCAUGGACCCCCGAAUUUGUCUGAACUACCUCCCAGGAUCCUUUACUGCACCUGUAAUAGCGCAAACCACGAUCCAGCCGCUAGACGCCGUGCUCCUGGCUUCUGUCAAGUCCAGAAAUUACGCCUAUCAUUCGGUGGUGUCUACCAGCCCGCUGCUCUACCUCACCCACCCGACCUCGAGGCCCCUGAGAAGACCCCUCACGGUCACACUUCCAUGUCCCCCAAAUCCUGCAAAAAAGAAAGCAACAAGGGGACAAACAGAGAACCAACAAGACCAACAAAGUCAACCUGUCAGGGAUUCUCCCCCACGGGAUCAUUCACCUUCCCACAGACUGAGAUUCAUGGACACCUCUGUGAAAUCCAAGGAAAUGUCCAAAGAGUCGCUGGUUGUUCUGGGCUCAAGGGACAAACAGUGGAGUGUCAUGGAUAAAGUCACCGUCAGGAGCCUGCAGAAGGGACUGGUGUCCUUUGACCUGAUGGAGAACUUUGACAGACUGCUCGUGCUUCGUCUCCUCUCCCCGCUGCGCCCUUGUCACCUCGCCUGCCUGGCCGAGGAGCUGGAGGAGUCGGUCUGCUGCCACGCCGUCACCGUCGUCCUCCUGCGAAGCCGAGACGAGCCUCGCGCCCUCCUGGUGGCCGUUGUGCCCGGCAGAGACCUCAGCUGGGAGCUGCACAGGCUGCGAGCUCAGGGCUACAGCGACCCGGUGGAGACCUCCUCGGAGAUCUCGAUGCGUGAGGCAGAUCAGCUUCUCCUGCGUUUCACCGGCAACAUCACCUGCACAGCCGCUGCUCAAACCAACAAAAAUGAAGCCACGCAUGAGCGCAUCACCUUCCACAGCCAGAGGAAGAAUCACCUCUUAGUGCAUCUGACUGAGGUGGACCUAUUUGGAAACUACAGCUCUCCUCACUACAAGGGCACAGCCAUAUUUUAUAAGGUCACCAGAGGUCAGCUGGAGUGGCGGGAUGACAAAGCUGUCCUGAAGGACACGAAGCUUCUGGGAGAUCCCGUCUGUAAGCUGUCUCUGACUUUACCCAAGAAAGUGAGAAACCUUACUCGGCCCAUUACAGCCCAGGUGAAGUUCUGUGAGGACACAGGUUCCCUCUCAGACUCUCUUCUUCUCUGGCUGUCCGAGGAGCUCUCAGAGGAGGAAACGGCCCUGCUGGCGCUCUCCCUGCGACUCUGCCGCAGCACCGCUCAGCUGGUGACGACCCGAGCCGGGAGCGGCGGCCUCUCUUCCCGUGCCUUCACCAUCCUGGCCAUGUGGAGGAGAGGGCUGCCCGCCGUCCCGAACCAACCCAAGGCCUCUCUGCUCGCUCGCUACUUGGCCAAGAUCGGCAGGCCGGAUCUGGCUAGAGAACUGCUGCUGAGGCAGGCUGCAGCUACCAGGCAGGAGUCACAGAAUUAAGGAGGCCCAGAAAGGAGCGCUCAC